CUUCAUUUUUACCAGCUUUAUCCUUAAUUUGUUCCUACCGUCAUUUCAAACAAGACAAACAUACAAUAGAAAGAGCACGAAGAAGAGAGAAGGAAGCAAUAUACACACAGAUGAACCAGUAACGAUGUUUAAAGUACACAAACCAUCCACAGCACACACGUCUCCGCCGACUACAGCGAGUGUGGACGUUUUACUCAACUCCUUAGAUUUUGAAAAUGCACUCCCGAAGCCAAAGAUAUUGAAAUCGUGUAUACGGUGCCGGAAGCAUAAGACCAAAUGUGAUGCAUUCGAAAGACAGCCCAAUGCUUGUUCAAGCUGUGCAAAGAGAGGCGUUCAGUGUAAGAUCGACUAUGUGCUGCCACCACAGAGAUCCGACAAUCUGAAAAAUUUGGUUCAGAGCGUGAACGAGAUUAAAAAGGAGUUUGGCAAGCUGGAGUCAGGUUAUUCGCAGCUUUUCAAGGUUUUGGGGAUUCAAGUUGAAAGCUUUGACAGCUGGAAAAGCCAGAAACUGGCGAACAAUGAGGGAGAAGAAGAAGAAGCAGUUGACGAUUUAUCGCUGAUUAAACUGCCAAAUGGCUCAUUUAUAUCGCUUCAUCUCGUAUCAAGCGACAAGUUGUUAUUCAACAACAUGCUCAUAUCGAUAAACGAGUUGCACGCGAAAAUCUCUCAAUUGGUCUCUGAAAUGACCACCUUGAACUCAAUAUUCGUAUUCCAGGAGAAGACCGGGUAUGAUUCCGAUUCUAGCACCGCAUCAUCUGCACCAUCACCACACUCGCCAGUGGUGAAACAGGAGGGGCAUUCACCUGGGGAAAUCCCUAAACCAGGAGAUGACAAGCUGAAGCUUUUUGACCUGGAUUUAUCUCCGGAGUCGCUCUUCAACUCUAACCGGCUGAUGUUGGUGAUUCUGCUGGACUAUUUCUAUCCGUCUGAGAAUAAGAACUGCUCAAGUUUACUGCUGAGAAAUUUCUUGGAUUCCUUCUACACGGUGAUUGAGUCCUCGUCAAAGUCGUUGACCUCAUCGACCUACUCCACACACGUGCUCACUUCGAUAACUUCUACCCCUUCGCACUUCAGCAAACAGCAGAUGGCUGAACAUGUCGGGGUGGAGAUAUUUAACGGAGACGAUUUUCUACGCAGAGUUGUUGAGAUUCUGGGAAUGAAUGCCCUUUUAAACGGGGAUUUCGACUCGUUAUCCCACUUCAUCAAGUUUGUCGAGCUCAACGUAUGCUCCAACAGAAAGAAGCUGCACUUGGAUAGAAGCGGUCAUAUGAGAUUCUUUUCCAUGUCCCUAUAUCUGCAGAAUGUUUUCCAAAGAUCUGACGACCAGCUCAUCCAACGUAAGAGGUACAGAUCCAUCUCAAAGAACUAUGAACUGUUGGAGGACCUACUCUGUGCAUUGAACAAGUCUGAAGAGGAGAACGAAGCGUACUUGAAAAAACUCUACAAGAAAUUUCUGGUGAAGUUUGCACCUGUGUGGAACUUCUCAAGCAGAGACCAACCAUGGUUGAUCCAAUGGUUUAACGAAUUACGAGUGAUACUUGCGAUGUCCCUAAUACCAUCUUUCCCAGAGUUUAAAACGGUGCUAUCACAGUACAUGGGUUAUCAAGAUCCAAACAAGUCAUUGUCACUGCUCAUUGAGAACUAUAGUUCUCAAAGACCGUGUGAUUUAUCACAGUUUACACUCUGUUGUCCUCAAAUGGCCCAGAUGGCCAAUUUGGCACUUUGUAAAGAACAAACUGGAGCUCACAAUACGAUUGAUAUCCAGAUGAUUUUGGAACAAGUUGAUUGGAGGAAGGACAGCACGGAUGAUGUGUUAAAGAAGAUUGGCAUUCUUUGAGUCUCAUUGAGGCCUUUCUUUUAUAUCUAUUUUAUUUCCUAUUUAACGAUCUUCUUUUUUAUUCUCUAUUUAACGAUCCUCUUUUUUAUUAUUAUUAUGAUGUUAUUUAUAUUAUUAUGACUACUUUGUGAAGAGCAAUGUCAGAUUAACUGUGUGAAACUCAUCCUUACCCU
Molecule: messenger RNA, 2010 nt
Organism: Williopsis jadinii
Lineage: Eukaryota; Fungi; Ascomycota; Saccharomycetes; Phaffomycetales; Wickerhamomycetaceae
Product: Zn(II)2Cys6 transcription factor domain-containing protein
Exons: 1
Coding region: 125-1837 (570 amino acids)
Biological process (GO): regulation of DNA-templated transcription
Molecular function (GO): zinc ion binding; DNA-binding transcription factor activity, RNA polymerase II-specific
Source: RefSeq, a predicted model, not a curated record